AUGGGUUGUGCCUUAGAUAAACAAAAAUCUAUGAUAUCAAAAAAGAUUCCUAUUUCAAUAUUAAAAAAGAAAGGUGAUGAGAAAUAUAAUCAAACCUUAACCAACUCCUAAGAAAUUGAGUAAAUUGGGAAAAAAGUUUAUGAUUGUUAAAUUGACCAUUAUGAUAUAUCUCAAAACCCAAUUCUAAGAAGGAGAAUUGCAUCGACGAGUUAAAUUUGA
Molecule: messenger RNA, 219 nt
Organism: Paramecium pentaurelia
Lineage: Eukaryota; Ciliophora; Oligohymenophorea; Peniculida; Parameciidae
Source: the annotation of a GenBank genome assembly